Lycium barbarum (goji berry) is the source of this 2573-nucleotide messenger RNA. Its product is annotated as la-related protein 1C-like. The transcript is spliced from 6 exons. NCBI's taxonomy places the organism in Eukaryota, Viridiplantae, Streptophyta, Magnoliopsida, Solanales, Solanaceae. The record is from RefSeq and is a predicted model, not a curated record. Gene Ontology annotation, molecular function: RNA binding. The coding region runs from base 391 to 1935 and encodes 514 amino acids.
UCUGAGUUGAGUUUUCUCUGCUGCUAAGUAAAGAAGAAAAUACAUACAUAUAGAGAGGAAAGAGAAAACUGGUCUCUCUGUUAGUUUGUUUUUGGUGCUGUGUGUGUUGAGCCGAGUGAUCGUACAAAUCAUCUUCUUUUUGAUUUUUAGUCAGUUAUUAUUAUAUAUACUCUCUCUAACGUUUUACUUGCAUUCAUCGAUUUCUAUAUCUAUUUAAUUAUUAAAAUUUUGAUCGAUUCAAUAUUGUGUUUAAUUUUUGUAUUGGUGUUUUUAGGAAUAGUCAAUCGACUUAACAGAUUUUGAAGUAUAGAGAGACUAAUUAGAAGGCGUGUUGGAUUUUGGGAGAUCACUUUUAGUGUUUGAUCAUUCCAUACAAACAAACCCUAAUUGAUGGCUACCAACCCUAGUUAUACUAUCUCGGAAACCAUCGCCGGUGGUCCCCAGAGCCCACAGCGAUCAUCAACGGCGCGUGGGGAGCAAACCGUUAACUCCUCAGAUUGUUCGCCUACUGAAGAAGGUAGUGCGUCAUCGUUAUCGUUAGAGGAUGGUGCUGCUGAGUUUGAGAGGUCGGAUAGUAAUGUGGGUAAAAAGAGGGUUUGGAAUAAACCGUCAAAUGGUGGAGGUGAUGUUGUUGUUAGUCCAGUUAUGGAUGCUGUGUCUUGGCCUGCUCUCUCUGAGUCCACUACUAAGCCUUCGCCUAAAUCACCUUCAACUGAUUCACUCAAAACUCUCUUCGACGGAUCACAGGGCACGGGGAUGACAUCAGCUUCUCUUAGGCAAGCUAAUACUAACAAUGUGAACCCUAAUACAAUGCCGAACCAUGUUGUGCCCAGCCGCCAAAGGUCUAUGAAGCGCGGUGGUGGUAAUUCGAACCAUAAUGCUUCAGCAAAUGGUGGCUUUUCUCAGAAACAGGCACAGGGUUUUGAGGGGGAAAUAGGCCUUAAUAAUUCUGGAAAGUCAGGUAAUUCUGGUGUGGAGUCUUCUUCAAGGGAUAAUAGUCAUAGGGAUGGUGGACAUUGGGGAGGAUCUGGAUCUCAAUCACAUGGUGGAAAUGACCACCAACAUCAACGAAAUUCAAAUAGGAGAGGCAAUGUUGGUCCACACCCCCGUGGAGAUGGCACAUAUCAUCAUGGUUAUGGGGGUAGGCGUGAUCAGGAACGCCGAAAUCAGGAUUGGAAACCCCACAGAGGUUGGGGGAAUAGGGAUGCACACAUGCAGCCGCAGAGAGGUCCAGCUAGGCCAUUUAUGGGGGGCCUACCUCAUACAUCUCCACCUUUUAUACCUGCACCCGUGCCUAUGCAGCCCUACCGAACUCCCAUGGUUUACUCUGAAGUUCCACCAGUAUUUUAUUUUCCAGGUCCUUUCCCUGAUUCACUCAGAGUGCCUAUGUUUCCUCCUGGGCCGCCUGUCUUCUUUCAUGUUCCAGAUACCCAGUUGCAUACUAGAAUAGUGAACCAGAUAGAUUAUUAUUUCAGUAAUGAGAAUUUAAUUAAGGACACAUUCUUGCGACAGAACAUGGACGAACAUGGAUGGGUUCCCAUUACGCUAAUAGCAGGCUUCAAGAAAGUGAUGGAGCUGACAGAUAAUAUACAACUAAUACUGAAUGCUUUAAGGUCGUCUACUGUUCUGGAAGUGCAGGGUGAAAAGCUAAGGCGGAGAAAUGACUGGUCUAAUUGGCUCAUGCCGGCAUCAGUUCAGAAUUCAACCGUGUCAAGUCCUCAAUCUCUACAAAAGUCUAGUCCUGAUUUACUAGUAGAAAAUCUCCAACGUGUUGCAUUUGAUGAUAUGAAUAUAAGACAUGGAAAUGCCGAAGCACAUCUUAGUGGAUCAUCAUCUGUUGAAUUAAGUACUCUAUCUCAGCAGUUUGGCAAUGAGAUGGCCGGACAAGCUGGUGCUCAGCAUUCGCAGCCAAUGCCAGUUGGAAAUCCAAGUUAAACUGUUCUGUGGUGGAGUGAAGAGUGAAGCCCAAGAGUUGGUAGCUAUCGUGCUUCUUCGAGCAAUCAAUGAGUUUUGUCUUUAUUGUUGCUGAUGGCAAUGACGUCAUGAAGGAAAAUAGACAGGGAAUAAAAGUAACAGAAUUGGGAAUAGAAUUAUACUGUGUCUUUUAAGCUGGCAGCUUGUUUUUGUUGGGAUGUAUAUUUUGUUUUGUUGGGGAUAAGUAUUUUCUUUUCCUUUUAUGUUAUGUUGUUCCUCUGUCAUGAUUAUUUGUUAUACAGGCAUGGGGAGUUUUGAUUCUACUUCCCCAUGCAGCCCCUCAGCUUUAUUGUUUUUGACCAAAAUCUUUGGGGCUAGGUCACUUAUCUUCAAAGGAGGUAAAGCUUACUGAAAGGUAUGAAGUUGCUAGCUUCUGAUUUUCUGUCUUGCUGAAAAGCAGGGAGACUGGUCAUUGCUGGAUGUGCUGCAAUGCUGUGAAGACCCUUGUGCUGGCCCUGGGCACGUGAUUAUCUUGUUAUUGCAUUUCUGCUUGUUUCAAACAUUGAACGAUUGACUCUUUUUAUAUGUAUACCUUUUCAAAAAGAGGCAUUUGUUGCCCUUGCAGAAUUUAAUAAGUAUCUUUAUGCUUGUUUGUGAUA